AUGUCAAGGGAUCAAAGAGUUUACGCAUUUGGAUAUAAUGGUUUUGGACAAACCAAUCCUGAUACUCGAGAUAUUAUUAUCAGUUCACCAACCGACAUUACGGAAAUUACUGGUUGCGAUAAGAUAAUUUGGGCCAAUAUGAAUGCAACUUUGGGUGAAAUGAGAGAUGUUAAAGGCGGUGGCGGUGCAAACUCAUGGGUAUUAUGGGGGUUUGAUCCAACACCUAACGAGAUAACGUUACCAAAGCUAACCGAACUUGGAAAUAUUGGGAAAUGUUUUGGCGAUGACGACGGUAUUAAAGGAUUCCUUGAUCCUGAUGGAAGUAUUCACCAUAUAGAUUUAAAUUCGAGUCAGAUCAAUGUAAGCAAUUUCUCCAAGAAAUUUGUUGACGUUGCACAACUUUGGACCAAUGAUGAUAUUGUAGGUAUCACAGAGAAUGGAAAAUUGCUAAAAUGGAAUUCAGGAGAAAGCUCAUCCGCUGAAGAAAUAAUAAUGCAGCCUAAAUAUGGAAUGAAUGAUUAUUAUUUCACUAAUAUCGCAUGUGGGGAAAAUCAUUGCUUGGCGUUGACUCACGACGGAGAAGUAUUUAGUUGGGGUUCAGGAAGGUAG
Acaulospora colombiana is the source of this 609-nucleotide messenger RNA. Lineage: Eukaryota; Fungi; Glomeromycota; Glomeromycetes; Diversisporales; Acaulosporaceae. The record is from the annotation of a GenBank genome assembly.